This is a messenger RNA of Thrips palmi, 6919 nucleotides long. RefSeq names its product E3 ubiquitin-protein ligase UBR2 (gene Ubr1). Gene Ontology annotation, biological process: ubiquitin-dependent protein catabolic process via the N-end rule pathway; protein ubiquitination. Bases 361 to 5850 code for a protein of 1829 amino acids. Lineage: Eukaryota; Metazoa; Arthropoda; Insecta; Thysanoptera; Thripidae. Gene Ontology annotation, molecular function: ubiquitin protein ligase activity; zinc ion binding. The transcript has 8 exons. Gene Ontology annotation, cellular component: ubiquitin ligase complex; cytoplasm. The record is from RefSeq and is a predicted model, not a curated record.
CUCUGCCAAAUAGCAAUAGCAAUAACUUUUCAAACGCUGUUUUCUGCUAAAAUUAUACGUCCUGUCAACAUACGAAACACAAUUUGACUUAAGAUAGUUUGACGCCGUUAGACCGCUGAACAUAAUCAUGGUUGCUGCGCUGAAUCCCGUCUAAAACAGCUGGUAAUUCUUACCUGAGAUUUCGCCAUUUGGCAAAGGACAAUGGGAAUUUGUACCUUUACGCUGUACUAAGUGGCGCACCUAUUGAUUUCGCUGCGACUGCUGAUCGUCUGACGGUUCCUUGGCGGUGCAGGUCAAGAUAAGACGCCCUCACAAGUUUUCAAGAACUCUAUUGAACUAUCAGGAGCCCUUCAAGUCAUCAUGAGUGAUAUGGAAUCACUAGCCGAAGACCCCGAAGACAUGGAAGAACCUGCAAAGCCUGAGGAACAUCCUUUGGAAGAUGUAAAUCACCAUGUUAACAACUUACUUCAACUGAUACAAAGUGGUCAACCUGUGGCUCCAGCAAUUCGAUCUUUGUGGAGAGAAUGUGUCCCUCAAGUUUUCCAGUUGGAAAAGGGUGAAAAUGAUGUUCCUCAAUGGCCUUAUAAUGCUCUUGAAAAAGUUCUAUUUGAAAUCUUGGAGAGGUUCAUGUGUGGUGGGAGUGAGCUGAAAUGUAUGAUGGAUCGCCUUACAGCACCACCAUUGUGUGGACGCACUCUGAAGAUGGGGGAACCAGCCUACUCUUGUAGAGAGUGUGGUACAGACCCCACCUGCGUGUUGUGUGCAUUUUGUUUUAAGAACUCAAUCCAUCAGCAUCAUAAAUACAAGAUGCACACCUCGUUAGGAAAUGGGCGUUGUGAUUGUGGUGAUGUGGAGGCUUGGUCCUCUGGACCUUAUUGUGACACGCACCAAGAGACGAGGCUGAAGCAUGAUAAUGACAGCAGCGUGUUUCCUGAGGAUGUUGCCCUGAGAGCUCGCACCGUCUUUGAAAUCGCUCUUUCCUAUGCAUUUGAGCUUCUGACUCACAAGCAUUCGCUUAGCUUGCCUUCUGAUUUAAAAUCUGAAGAUGGGCCUCUUCACAUGGAUUUUAAGGAUACAUACUGCGUAGUGCUGUACAAUGAUGAAAGCCACACAUUUGAACAAGUUUUUGAAGCAAUGCAAAAAGUUAUGCAUGAUGUCUACAGAGAAUUGGUGAAUAGAGUUGACCGUGAAGGUCGUGCAGUCAUCAAAGUGUGCAGUUUUCAGCAAUGCACGGAAAUAAAGAGUGAAGUAGAAAAAGUCACAUCUAGGCAAAAUACUCAGCCACUGAAGGUCCAAGUCCUGCAUGUGGAUGUAGUUGCACAUCAAAUUUUUGCCCUGAAGCUCUUGGACUGGAUGGAAGGAAUUGUUCAAACAUCUGCCGGGUUCCGAAAAGAAUUUGCGAGUGUUUUUUUGAUGAACAGCCCCACCUCAUCGAUUGCCGAGAGAGUGCUCAUGGAUGAUGCCAAUAUGUGGAUAGCUGCUCGCCUCGCUUGGCACCGUUUGAUCAUGGCUGGAUUGCUGAUUGAGUAUGACAUCAAAAAGUCAUUUGCUAAAAUCUUCACGAAGAGAUAUGGUUAUGUAACCAAGGAAUACAUAAGAGACGACCAUGAUCGCAGAGUAUCGGUUCUGUCAUUGUCUGUUCAACUCUAUACUUUGCCCACAGUAGCACACUACCUUGUUUCUGAUGAACGGGCACUUCUUAUUCUCUGGAACACAAUUGCAUCUGAGUUUAAUUCUAAAAUCAAAGAUAACAAGAAGUUCGCUUUUGAGCGCCAUUCACUGUCCCUUCUUGGUAGGCGAAUAGAUCCUUUCUACAGGAUUUUGGAAACUUUCUAUGACAUCAAGUAUCUUUUAAUUGUUGAGCCCAAAGAGUGGACUGAUGAUUUGAGACGUGGAUUCUUAGAGGGGUUAAAUACGAUGCUUCAACUGAUGGUUCAUAUGCAAGAAAUGGAACCUGUCAAGAGACAAAUCGGGCAACAUGUUGAGUAUGAACAAGAAUAUGAAACUGGAUUUGCAUUGCAUAAGAGUAUGGCACAAAUAUAUCCGUUCGUUGUGGAUUGGUGUGCAACUGACAGAGUUGUUCUGAUAAAAGCAUAUCGUAUGGUGCUAGCAAAAUUGAUUGAAUGCUCUCCCAUGGACUCACAACCUGAAAGACAAGUGAUUGAACUGGCCAACCAUAGUGCAUCUUGUAUUGUUUACGAUCCAGGUGUGGAGCCUGUUUCAAUAUACCUUCCACUGAGCCGAUUACUUGCAGGGCUUCACUUGGCCCUGGAUAGUCAUGGUUUAUCAUUUGACAGCCCAGAGCUUCAACGAGCAAAUCAACCUAAGCCCACUCCUCACCUGCUGCUUGAGCCAGUUCUUCGAUUGCAGGUGAUGAUUGCUCAAGUUUGGGCUGGGAUGUGGAGACGCAAUGGCUUCUCAAUUCUUACACAAGUGGCCAAGUACCGCAGUCCCUCAAAUCGAAAUGAGAUGCAAGACCGAGAUAUCUGUUUAAUCCAGAUCUGUGCUUCAUUGAUUGAGAGCAAUGAAUUUCUCAUUAUAUUAUUGCACAAAUUCAACCUAAUGAAGUGGGCUGACCCUAACUUUUUGGAUACCCGAGAUCCAGAUACUCUAGGAAAUGUAACAAGAAUAGUUGAAGAGUUUUUAGGGCUUCUGGUUGUUAUUGUGAGUGAAAGGUAUACUCCAGGUGUUGGCAUGGUCACUGAAGAUGACCAGAUGAAGAAAGAAAUAAUACAGCUGUUGUGUGCUGGUCCACUCUCUCAUUCAGAGCUUUACAGAGCUUUCCCCUUUGGUCACAAACACCUGCAAGAAGCUCGGAUUGAAGCUGUCAUAGAUGAAGUGGCUGAUUUUAAGCGGCCUAACAACAAAGUGGGGCUUUAUGAGCUGAAAGAAAACCACUAUGCAGACUGCAAUGUGUUCUUCUAUCAUUAUGAUGCUGAAGACAGGAGUCAUGCUGAAGAAAUUUUGAGGAAAAAGAACAAAGAGAAGAAUGGUGUGGACUGUUGUCCACCCCCCAGACUUCCUGAGCUGUGCCCUCCCUUUAAAAUGUUAUUGAAUCUGCUUCAGUGUGAUGUCAUGUUGCACAUACUCAAAUUAAUAUUGGAACGAUCUGUCCACAUUGGUGCUCAACACUCAUCAGAGCUUCAACUUCACAUGGCUCUUCACCUCAUUGGCUAUGCUUUGCAAGAGCAGGAACAGGAUCCUGAUGGCUUCUUAAAGUUUACCGACAAAGCAAGCAGUUGGAAUAUUGAGCGUUUGUUAGAAGACCUGCUGAACUGUGCUUCACUUGAAACGCUGAAAGAUUUGAUCAAGUGGGUCCUUACAAAGUAUCGCUCCGUCAAGGAAGGCAGUCCUACAUCUGCUGAUGUCAUUUCACCAUCACCUGAGGCACAAGCUCAACAACUUGCCAACAAGGACAAAGAAUGGAGAGCCAAAAUGGCUGCAGAAAAGAGGGCUAGGGUCAUGGCUCAAAUGACUGCUAUGCAGAAGAGUUUCAUGAAAGAAAAUGCUAGCCUGUUCCAAACAGAAAAGGAAGAGGAGGGUGAUGUACAGGAAGACAUGGAUACCGUGGAAGUCAGCGAGCAGCCACCUGUAGCUGUUGGUCCAAACCAGAGUCCUAUACAAGCUCAACAGGAGCAUUACAUUUGCAUUCUUUGCCAAGAAGAGCAGGUGGUUUCAUGUACGGGGCCUGCUCUGGUUUUAGCUGCUUACGUGCAAAGAUCUGUUGUGAUGUCUAGGAAGUCAGAUGAUGAUUAUACACCCGCACAUGGACUGGUUCUAUCAUCUUGCCUAGGACCCGCCGCUUAUGCAAGUUCUUGUGGUCAUGUUAUGCACGCCUCUUGUUGGAAGCAGUACUAUGAUAAUGUCCAAGCCAAAGAAAGUCGCCGCCCAUACCGCCUAAGACAGCCUGCUAGUUUUGACAUCGAGAAGAAGGAAUUCCUUUGCCCUCUCUGUAACUGUUUGAGCAAUUCAGUGUUGCCUCUUGUCCCACAAAUUCCUCUAGUUUAUCCAGGUGGAAAGCUUGACAUAAAUGGUGUUGAUAGUAUUUCCUUCAAAUCAUGGCUGUUGGAUCUGAGGAGGUGUCCCCUUGCCCAACAAAAUCAGGUUAACAAAGGCGAGAAGAAACUCAUGGACUCACUAAAUCCGAAUAAACCCGCGGUUGGCGCGGAUGUUGCGGUAAAACCUCCUGAGUCAGCCUCCUCUGCUGCUCCAGAAGCCGCAAAGAAUCCAGAAGCAGCAUCUUCUUCAGAAACUCCUCGUAGCCAACCAAGACAACGAGAAGUUAGAAGAGAGUCUGACGAGGAAAGCGACUCAUCAUCAUCUCACUCUGAUGCUGAAGCCAAGAGUGCUAAAAGGCAACAGAUGCAUUCAGUGUCAUUACCUUCUACUAGUGCUACUAGCGUUCCUUCGAACCCUCCUGCAGUCAUCAUGUCUGAUGACUUAAUCAACAUGAUGAUGCGAUUUACCGAAUGCAUUUGUAUAUCAAAUGACUCUGAUGCAAAUGAGCCAGACAUGAUGCCUCUUCAAGCCUGGCAGUGCUGUGGAUACACAAUCCAUGCAUUAGAAAUAUUACUUCGAGAUGAAGGAAAGCCUCUUCUGGGCCAAUUAUCAUUACGCCAGCAUGACUGUCUCAAAGGUUUAGUCCGUAUGAUGGCCCUCUUAACUACAGCAGCAAACAAACCAACAGCAUCAAGCACACAUGCACACAUGAUCUUCGCCCUUUUGGUCAACCAUGAUCCUGAUCAAAGUUGUAUUCUUGACUUGGAUAGCUUUGGAGUGAUGGUUCCUUUAGUUUUCCUUUUAGCUAAAUGCCCAGUUCCUUCGGGUGGAGGGUAUGAAAUUUACUCCUUACGGCUUGGCCUGUUUAUGGAGGUUAUGAAAUGCAUUCUUGGCAUUUGUCACGAGACGUUAAAGGGUCGUUUAGUAACGGAUCAUUGGGAUGACCGGGACCUAGUAGAAACAAUGGAUGUGGAUGAGGAGGAAGGUGCAAAAGGAGAGCCUUCACUCAAUGGAGAUCAUCUUACUUUCACAAGAGACUUCUUAGACCUGAUGGCCAAUCAGCUCAAUAUGCCACUUUGUUCAUUGCCUCAUCCUAAAAUUGUUUGGGAAAAGAUUAAAGAACACUGCCAGCCUUUCUUAAGAUGCUGUGUUCUAUUUUUCCACUUCCUUACAACCAUACCUCCCCGAGAGGCCCUGCUUUAUCAUGGAGGAGACACGUUUGAGAACAUGUGCGCCUAUCUUGGCUUGAGUGGGAGCUGGAGGACUCUCCUCUUUGAUGGUGUUAUGCAAGCCCUAGCUAAACAUUGGACAAACCAUCCGAGGGUGCAAGCACUUCUCAAAAAAGAUCACUCUAGGGUAUUCACUUCACCACUAGAAAUUAAUCGUCUUGUUCCACUUCCUGGCGAUUAUAGUGAGCUCCUAUGUUCAGUAUUAGAAUUUUACUGUCAUGACCGAGUGGAAUCUCGGUGCCCAACUAUGUGUUUGAUUUGUGGUCAAAUGUUGUGUUCACAAACAUCCUGCUGCAUGCAUAAAAUUUUGGGCACUCAAGUUGGUUCAUGCACAUUUCAUGCACUUAAUUGUGGAGCAGGCUGUGGACUCUUUUUGCAAGUUCGGAGGUGUCAAGUGCUUGUGCUAGCAAUACCAAAUCGGGGGACAUUCAUGACGCCACCAUAUGUUGACGACUAUGGUGAAACUGACCAGGGCCUUAGGAGAGGCAACCGUCUACAACUGUCUCCUGAAUUAUACAAAGAACUAGAGCAUAUGUGGCUAUCACAUGGUGUUCGUGAGUUCAUUUCGAGAUCAAUGGACAAGGGAGCUCCUCCGAUUGCAGGACCGUGGCAUGAACUCUGAAUACCAGAACAAAGUGGGAUCACAUGGGUGGAGAAGCAGUCUGCCUUCCUGAUGCAAAGGGCACAACCAUUCUGGUAACAAUCAACAUCCUGGCUUGCAAUGCACUUGUUAGAUUUUUGAAUGUAAGUUUAACUUUACCGUCUUGAUGAAUUAGAGUGUUAAUGGGUCAGUCAGUUAUCACUAUACUCAUAAUUUUAAUCUGAUGAUACUCAUUUGGGUGAAAUUGUCACCCUGCUAUUUGUAUCUGUAGACUGAGUAUUUAUGAGAUGCACUUCGUGUGGUUCUUUAUCUCUAAGAAAUAAUUUGUUUCUGUUAAGCAAUAGGCAAAUAAAGCAAUAUGUGUUGAUGUCUCCUUUGUUCACAGUGAACUUUUAAUAGAAAGAAUAGUUCUAUGCUGGCAGUUUCUUGUUUCUAUUAAUUUAUGAAAUCUUAUGCCGUUUUGUCAUUCAAGAAAGACCCCCUCCCCAUAUAAUGAAGACUAGUUUCAAAUUUGAGUACUCUGUGGGCCUCUACGUUAAUCAAUUCUAAGGAAAUAUAAGGCAACAUACCUUUCACUAUUCUGAGUUGCCUGACAAUGAAAUUUUGUAAAGACUUGUUCGUUUGCCUUUCAGACGGCUCUCUCAGUGGGCUCUCUUCUUAUUCUUGUUUUUUACCAAAGUGUUUUUCAAGUUCUAUCGACAACUUUGGAAUAUUUGCUAUUAGAUAACAUCAGUUUGUGACUUAUGUUGCUUACAAUUUUUUCUACCGAAUGUAGAGUGCUUUCACUCUUUUUUUUGUGAGAUUGUUGGCCUGAAAAAGGAUACUUACAGGUUUGGUCUAAAGCAUUUGGAGGGGCUUCCUAUUCUAUUCCGCUGUACACUCUGCACUAGUCAGGGAUUGUAAUAACCUUUUACCUGGAUCUAUGUUGGGAGGUUAGCUGAAUUGGUUUUGUUUCAUAGAAUGUUCUUCUAGCUGACCAACUCUUGUAUAAUAUUAUCUGAGAUGUGCACCUUACAUAUUUAAAAUAAACUUCUUUUGUACAUUUUAGAUCUUUCAAUUAUGAUGAGAAAUUAUAUCUUUGUUGAUGUUA